Anguilla anguilla (European eel) is the source of this 4846-nucleotide messenger RNA. Its product is annotated as taperin-like. The transcript is spliced from 4 exons. The coding region runs from base 294 to 2804 and encodes 836 amino acids. Lineage: Eukaryota; Metazoa; Chordata; Actinopteri; Anguilliformes; Anguillidae. Gene Ontology annotation, molecular function: phosphatase binding. The record is from RefSeq and is a predicted model, not a curated record.
GGGGUGCAUUAAAGAAGGUACCCCUAGGGCAACACAAAAAAUCGCACCGAUAGUCCAUGAUAUUCCAAAACGGUUUACCUACUGUUGAGUAUACAACUUGUAUAGGCCUACACAAUAGUAGUCAAUUAAGCCGUUUCUGACACGGCCCUUCCAAUAUAAGGUGACUAGGUGUUUACUGAAAAGGUUGGUCAUUUUUAUGAGUGUGAAGGCUUUAGACUUACAGUGACGUUUAAGGGUGACAGGUGCAGAGGGCGGAGUCGGAGAAGCACUCCUAGGAAGUCGCUGGAACAGCGAUGGUGAGAUGCGUGCGUGCGCGCUGUGAGCAGUCAAUUGUUGAGUCGCUGCAAAGAAAACAACCUCUAUUCCGGUUACGGCGACAGCGUCUUUUCUACAAAAUGUCUAGUGAUGAAAUAAACGUGUUCCGCUGUGAGACAGAAUUGGACAGCUCGGUGCCGGUCUGGAAGAAAGACAUUCUGGAACGGAGAAAAGCAAAGAGCAGAGGUACAUUCGAUUCUUUCUCCAGUGCUUUCGCAGCGCGGAUUAACGACGAGAUACAUGGGGAGAAUGGCAGGUCUGAAAAGUCCAGUCCUACUUUUAAUGGGAACUUUACAUUUACUUCUACUAGCCGGCACUUUGCAGGUAAGCGUGCUUUCACUCCAGACUUACUCUCACCGCUUAAAACAAACAAACCCUGGUCGGCUUUCGAUCACUGUGACAUUACUACACCGGACAAGAAUGUUUGUUGCCAUGGAGAACAAGAGAGUUUGGUUUUGUCGGACAGUCUGGGCCCGUUACACGAUAAUCCCUUCAUUAAAAUGGAAAGGCAGCGUAAAAAGCACCGGGACCAAGAGAACGCUGCUCGGUCAAUUCAACACAUACUAGAGGUGUAUGGCAGUGUGCCUGGCGUCCGUACUAUACGCGCUGAGAACAUUAUAAUAAUAGAAUCGGACCCGGACUAUUUACUAGAGCCUCCAGAUUUUAAGACUGGUGCUAAACUGCAACAUAACGGCAGAUACAGCUCCAUAAAAGACCUAUUGGAUCAGAACUGUACUGCAGUGACUGAGAUACAUGCAAAAGAAGUUGUAAUCUACAAUUCUAAACUGAGCAGAAGUGAGGAGAACCUCAGUACAUUAGGCCAUUAUGGUACUGAUGGGGAACUAGUACACAUGCAGGGCAAGGGCAGGGUCAACCGCAUGCUGCAGAAGUUUGACUGUAAUUAUGACAAACUCCAGCCUAGGUCCCGCAGCAGUGAAAACCUGCUGGAUGCAGACACCAGCUCAAAUAGGCUGAGACUUCAUCCCAAGCCACAGGUUGAUCCAGUGCCAAAGUGUGUGACACCUCCAAGGUCCACCUCGCCUGCUUUAAGUCCAGAACCGGCACCUAUACAUUUAGUCUUCCAGAGCUCAAAGCCUUCCCAACGCAUGCCUCAAACCCUGUCUUUUGUUGAAAAGCAGGAGAGUGGCAUACCCUUUUCUGUAUCCCUCCAAUCUGAGGAGAAAGGGGAAUACAAAACACCUGUAAAUCUGAGGUCUCAGACCAAACCCCUAAGUGAGAAGGGCUGGGAUGCUCCAGAAGAGUCUUCCAAACCAAAAGUGCCAAGUUAUUUGGAGAGACGCAGAGAUGUUCCAGAAGGUCCAUCUUGUCGCCCGUCGCUCCGCUCCUCUACCUUUGAAAUCCGCCCCUCUCCUCGCCCGGACCUGUCUACGCUGCCAGUCGACGACGUCCAGGCACGUGCCCUUGCCAACCUGCGCCUGCAGUCCCGCAACUCCUUCACCGUCAUACCAAAGCGCAGGAUGCCCACAGUGUCCUCGGUCAGAGCUGUGCCCUCAAGCCCCAUCAAACCCACAUGUGACUCUCCAUGCCCACACCCCAGUGCACCUGAGCCACAGACCACUACAGUGCCAAAGCCCACACCCCCUGCCUUGCCUCCACCCUCACCUAGGCCCCCCGUAAUACAAGAGGAAAUAGUUCCCGGGCAUGCUAUAGCAGAGCCCCCUGAACCACAUGUCCCAGUGAAUCCUUGCACCUCCCCCUCACCAUCCACAGUGGACCUCAUGUCGGACCCCCCUAUGCAGGUGAUGCUGCCAGAAGAGCCCCUGUGUAUAGACCAGCUGCCAGUCACUAAUAUAGAUGAUGUGGUUGUGGAGCCAGUGCGUGGUGCCACAAGCUCUUUGGUUCUACAACGGAAGGGAAACACCUUCACGGUGGUGCCUAAACGUAGGCCUGACCCCCAGGCCUGGUCUCCAGAGCCCCAAGGGCCUGCAGCUGACCAGCUUCAUCCUACCCAGGUGCCCAAGCAACCUCCCUAUGCAGAGCUGGGGUCUCUCCUGAAGAAGCGCUAUCCUAAAGCAGAAGAGAUAGAGGUAAUCGGUGGAUAUCUCUCUCUUAGCCGCUCCUGCCUUUCCAAAACUCCUACCCGCAAGAAGCUGAAGAUUUCCUUCAAUGAGUCAAGCCUCCACAGUACCUUUGAGUACCCAUCAGAGAGCAGUCUGGUGGAUGGAGGCGAGAUUGAGAAUGAAGGAGAAGUGGAGGAGGGGGGCCCUGCCAUCAAGAGAUUCCUGAUCCCCCGUCCCAGUUAUAUAAGCUCCCCCAGCAACACCACCAGUAGCAUUGAUCUCUCCAGUUAUACUCCAAAGCACUCUGUGGAUUUCAGUGCUUGGCAGGAAGAUAAGCAUGAUGUCCAUGUAUUUUCUGGAGAUUGCAAUGCUGAAUGUACAGAGCAGUCUCUAGAGGAAGUCAUGCUCAUUCCAGGUGAUAGGCCCACCCUCUCAGACUUCCACAGUGAUCCCGCACUCUACUUCUAACAUAACUAGAGCGCAUGGUGAAAGCUGCAGCCAGGUGGCACCAACCCGGUCAGCCAUGAGCCACGGAGUGCCACAGGACCAACUCUACACACGGCAGCCUCUCAGAAAUGACUGCCCAGAACGAACUGUCAGAACUGGACACACAACGUCUCCAUUGAAUCUUUUCACUAUCCUAGAAAGCACCUGCAUGUAGUCCGAACAGUCUGUCUGAACAGGUUCAAGUUCAGGGCAGACCAAAUUGAUAGUUUUAUGUAUGACUUCCGAAGCUGGUGAUGUUUAACCAGGUUAAUUUGUCAGCCACAAAGCACUGAACUCUGAAUGAAAUAUGCAUCACGAAGUGGAAAUGGUGACUUGGAGCUGGGGAAAUGUCAAACUCAAACUGGUUAUGCCAAUAAUUGUAGAUACCAACAAAGAGACUUUUCAAAACUUUCAAGUACCGCCAGAAAACUGUUCUUACAGAAAAGAAACUACUUUGUGGCAGGUACAGAAAAACAAGGAACAGUGGAAUUAUUAUUUUUUUUUAGAUUUUUAUGAAUUACCAGUGACUUUAAUAGUGAAGGGUGCCAUGAUCCUUACUCUUAAGUCUGUAUUUGUGCAUAUUAAUCCUCUUUGACCUUCAACCAUGAACAUAUGCUUACAGUAUAUACCUUUCUUUUUUUUGCAUGCUUGCAUGUGUAUGCUGUGCUAUACCAGUUACCAUUCUGGCCAUUCAAAAUUUAAAUAGAUUCACAAGUUUCUGAUGUAUUACACACCUUGUGUUUUGUAUUUCAAGUAACAUGAAAACAACUUCACUUGAUUCUUCAACCAAACAUUUUAUAUAUUAACUAUAUAUAUGUUUAGCAAUUAGGGCUGUCUAAAUUAAUGGGUAAAGUCUUGAAAUUAUGCGAUAUUAAUAUCUGCUUGAUGAUUUCCAUACGUUACUCUAUUUUGACCAUUUCUACUUAAAACCCUGGGCAGUUUGCUUUCUUUCGUUUGAUUGAUUUAUUUCUUGGCUAACAUAGACAGCUCAAGUAUGGCUUCUGCAGGGUGGAACUGGAGCUGAAGCUCUCAUCAUUGGCUUCAUGGGCCACAGACAGUUGUACAUAGGUGUUUUAUUUAAUUAAAUCACUGUGUACACAUUGAGAUCAUCUGAGUGGACAAAAUAAGUUGGUCAGGGAUCUUCAGCUGAUCUGAACACACAGGACCUAUUACCAUAAGCUGCAUAUACAUUUGCCAGAUAUGAAAGACAAAAGCACUGAAUGUGCAGGGCCUGUGACUAAUUUUUUUUUUUUUUUUACUUUCAAAUGGUGCAAAAAUAAGUAUUCCUACAUUAGCCAUUGUUUCAGCUAUUAAAUCUACGGUAUAAAGCUUUUAAUUUCCCCUCCUAAUGGACAUUAUUAUUUGUACUGAAUUUCAGAGUUAUCUCUGUUUAGUGCUGGACAGACUUUUUCCACAUCCAUUAGUUUUUCCAUUUGUUGAAGAAGAGCAAAUCUCUUUUCCUACUCUUAUUUGUUUACAUUAGAUGAAAGCAAACCUUGGUACGCUGUGACUUUAAUUUAUAAGUGUUGUAUAUUUAGAGGAAGUGAAAUGUAUGGUAAGAGUUUGUGUGCUAUGUUAAAACAGAAAUUUUUAACUUGAUGAAAGUGAUCUCAAAAUCCUAAAAGCCAAAAUCUUAUAUUAGAUUAAAUUGAUUUGGAUCCAGGUCAUUAUAGUUGGUUUGUUAUUUCAUAAAGAACUUACAAGAAAAUAAUUUUCUUUAGAGGUUUAUUUAAAAGUGUUUUUAUUAUGUCAAUGUAAAUUCAUAUAUAUAGCACCAUUUACAAAUGUAAAUUAUAAUUAAUCUUAUUUUAUCUGCAAAUGUGAUCAUUUUGUCAUUUGACAGCCCUAAUAAAACAUGUUCAAGAAAUAUAUUUUAGUAUACUAAGGAAUUACAGCCAUAUUCUAUAUUUGUUCCAGAACUGUUUACACACACACUCACAAAAUCAUAUUUGAAGCAAAAUAUGAAUUUUGGAGUCUUUGCAGUCUGAUACACAACAAUAAAUAAAUUGUGAAACAUACACAAA